Messenger RNA from Procambarus clarkii (red swamp crayfish), 4035 nucleotides. RefSeq names its product protein phosphatase 1H. Gene Ontology annotation, biological process: protein dephosphorylation. Gene Ontology annotation, molecular function: cation binding; protein serine/threonine phosphatase activity. NCBI's taxonomy places the organism in Eukaryota, Metazoa, Arthropoda, Malacostraca, Decapoda, Cambaridae. The record is from RefSeq and is a predicted model, not a curated record.
CGCCCUUGGGCCUGGUCUAGCCUGCUGCUUGUCACUGGCCUGGUCUAGCCUGCUGCUUGUCACUGGCCUGGUCUAGCCUGCUGCUUGUCACUGGCCUGGUCUAGCCUGCUGCUUGUCACUGGCCUGGUCUAGCCUGCUGCUUGUCACUGGUCUGGUCUAGCCUGCUGCUUGUCACUGGCCUGAUCUAGCCUGCUGCUUCUCACUGGCCUGGUCUAGCCUGCUGCUUGUCACUGGCCUGGUCUAGCCUCCUGCUUGUCACUGGCCUGGUCUAGCCUGCUGCUUGUCACUGGCCUGGUCUAGCCUGCUGCUUGUCACUGGCCUGGUCUAGCCUGCUGCUUGUCACUGGCCUGGUCUAGCCUGCUGCUUGUCACUGGCCUGGUCUAGCCUACACGACCACAUGGCCGUAUACACCUCUGCUAGCCUACGAGGCUAGCCUAGGCUAGCGUCCUACCUUGCGUAAACUUAGCCUUACCAAACAUUACCUUAAUCUUGCCAAAACUGACUUGUCUACAAAAGAUAUUUCAUGGAAAGGCUAAAACGGAAAUGACCACACAUGUAAUUUAGAUGCUACAAUUUGUUUGAUUGUAUCCAUAACUGUUAUAUUCAUGGUGCUGUGGUUAGUAAAUUCCCAGUAAGCCUAUUUAUUCUAUCCUCUUCAUGUUAAAGUCAAGAUAUGUCUUAUAAAUGAGAGGUGAGCCCAUGUUGAAUAGUUUGAGAAGAUACAAAUUCUGGUGCUCAUUCACCCAUUGGUAUUAACAUCAAGCCUGGCUAAAAGGAACUCAUGUUGAAUCGAUUCAAGACUGCCCUUUAUAAUGUGGUUGGGAGCUUUGAUCCAGGUGAUGGCACCCUUGGGGGUCUGGGGCCUGGAGUAACUAAUACCCUACCAUCGGCUGCUGGGGUUGUGAGGACUGGAGUUUCUAAUAACACCAUAAAAGAAAAGAGCCUACGAUUUCCAUACACACGACCCCACUUCUUGCAGCUUGGCUCUGAAGAUGAGGUGCAAGUGACUGCUGAUCAUUCCAUCAGACCAAUUAUUUGUCCUCGUGACAUAUCCAGGUUACCAUGGAAAAGUGGAUAUGCUGAAACUAUCAAUGCAGGAAAGUCGAAACGAAAUGAGGACCAAGCCAUUGUGCAUGUUGGUCUUCUUACACGUCCUAUUAGGACAGGAGUACUCAAUUCCAAGACAUCUGCAGCCUUUAAAGAGAAAAAGUCUAAUGACAAAUCCGAGUUGGUAAUAAAUGGUUAUGGAAGUGCAGAACAGUUACACACAGAAGUACAGGAACAUACUGUUGUGUUAUCACCUCAGGUAUCAGCUCUGUCUGCUAGUCCUGCUACAGAAUUAAAAGAAGAUUAUAACCAUUCCACUAGCAGCUUGAAAAAUGAUAGUAGUAGCAAGGGACCUGCUAGAAUUGUCCUUGAACAAAGUAAUACAAUUCAUCAUCCAUUAGAAGAUAAACCUAGUCAGUCAUCCAAGUUAUCAUCGAGUCAACCGUCCACAGUGAAGCAGCCUUUAGCUUCAUCAGUAUCCCUUCCUUAUUACCUCUUUGGUGUGUUUGAUGGGCAUGCAGGCUGGGGAGCAGCUGUGGCAGCAGCAAAUCAACUUCAUCACAUUAUACAUGAAAAAUUGUGUGAUGUGAUCGAUAUUCUCAUCCAUGACCCAUAUGAAGACACCAGUUCCAAGAUACAGGCGCCUUUAUGGGCCCCUGAGAAAGAAGUAACUGUGGAAACUGCAGUAAUAGGAGCUCUAGAAAAUGCCUUUUGGCAAAUGGAUCAGGUUAUUGGAGAGGACAAGCUUAAGUAUGAGUUAUUAGGUGGUUGUACUGCUUGUGUGGCUGUCUUUAUUCAUGGUAAACUGUUCAUAGCCAACGCUGGAGACUCCAGAGGUGUCAUCUCUAUUAAUGGUCAGGCACAUCCGAUGUCAUUUGACUUCACCCCUGAGACAGAAACACAGCGCAUUAGGAAACUGGGAGCUACACAUCCUGAGCUUCUUGGUGGCGAGUUUACCCACUUAGACUUCAUACGGCGACCACUGAGGCGUGAUCUAGGUAAACGAGUCCUGUAUCGUGACCACUACAUGAGUGGAUGGGCUUACAAGACUCUGACACAAGAUGAUCUGAAGUACCCAUUGGUCUGUGGUGAGGGCAAGCGGAGUCGAGUGCUAGCCACUAUUGGAGUGACCAGAGGGUUUGGGGACCAUGACCUGAAGGCUCAGUGUUCCUCUGUACCCAUCAAACCAUUCCUUACUCCUGAACCUGAGGUGAGAAUAUUUGAUUUGGCAUCAGCAGAGCUGACUGAUGGAGACGUGUUGAUUCUGGCUACUGAUGGUCUUUGGGACAUCACAUCUAAUGAAAAGGCAGUAUCAGUGGUGGCUAAGUCACUCCUGCAUUUCCCUGCUCAAGAACAUGAUAAAUACAAAUACAGAUACACAAGUGCAGCUCAAGACCUCGUAAUGGGCUCUCGAGGAAAGCUUCGAGAGCGAAAUUGGCGUACGAGUAAUGAUAAACAUGCGACUAUAGAUGAUAUUUCUGUUUUUGUCAUUCCUCUCAAGCCCUACAAAGAUGAGUACCAGGAUUGGACUUCAAAACAAGAAGCAAAUGUUGGUGAUAAUUUGAAAUCUUCCACAAGAUCCAUCAACACUGCAGAAAUAAAAUGUGAUGCAAGUGAUCUAAAAGUGAAUGUAGUUGCCUUAGACAAAAAUUCAGUUGAAGAGGGAAGGCCUUUCCCCUCCAUCAUUCCAAAUACUAGUGAAUCUGUGAAUCAUGAGAAAGUCGUACUUGAAUUCAAACCACAAGAAGAUUAUUUCAAAGAUGAGGUUAACCAGGAAGCACAAGCAGAAAGAAAAUUAGAUGCUACUUAGAGGAUCUGUUGGUUACUGUUGAUCUGUAAUGUUAGUUAGGACAGUCUUACUAGUCUUUGUAUAUUACUCUGCAGGGUUUAACUCUUUAGAUGAUGGUGAUGCCCAAGGAGUUCACGUCUCAUGUGAUUUAGCAAUGAUACACAACAAUAUUUACACAUUUGUUAUUGGCUUUUUCAGGAGGUCAAAAGUGUCUUCAUUUUUGCAGAGCACAUUCUUUUACCAAAGCAUUGUUGUAUUAUUUUAAAUAUUUAUUUUGAAGUGUGUGAUGGUUAAGCUUGGAGAAGUUUGUUUGAGUUAGGAUUUACAUUAAAGAAAGGGGGAUUGGCUUUAUGUAUACUGUACAGUACUCUAUAAAUGUUUAAGGAAAGGCAACUGAGGAAAAGUUUUCAGAACAAUAACAGUAUCAUUAAUACUAAAUGGGAACUAUAUCUAGCAUUAUAAAUGUAUAUGUUAAGGGAACUCUAAUGAAUGAAAAACAUGGUAGACUCUGUAUAUGCAUUGGUGGAAUAUGAUGUGAGCAAUGUUAUAUUUUAUAUUGGGUAAAAGAUUAAAGUAAAAAAUUGUAAAAGCAUUAAAAUAAUAUGAAUUUGAGGUGAUGUUAAUAUUAAAUUUCAGAAUUGCUUAAUUUUAAUGUGGGAUGUUAAAAGUACAAAUAAAACAUGCAUUAAAUUUCAAGUUAUGGGCCACAUCAAUAAAAUAGAUUAGUGAUUAACAGCAUUAGAUGUUGAUUGAGGAGUACUGUACUCAAAGUACAGAACAUAAUUUUAACAUUCCUUAAGCUUUGGAAAUGUUUCAAUUUAGAAACCCUAAAGCAUUCAAGUAUAUAUUUAUUCUUAAGGCUUGUUUGGUAAAAUUAAGCAUUAUAGCAUUUUUUUCCAUAGGUAACAUGGUUAGGAGCUCAAUCAUCCUAAAUAUCUGAAGUAUUUCUUAUGAACACAACAUCUUGUUUUAUUAAAAAUUUCACUAACCAUACUCAGUCCUGGGAAUAUGCCUCCCAAAUUGGGGUUAGCAAAUCGGUGAGAUUAUGUCAAGUACUGUGUAUCAUAUCAUUCAUAUAUUUGAAUGAGUUUGGGAGGAUAUAAAUAGGAGCUGCCAUGCAUGGGCCAAUAGGCCUUCUGCAGUUUCCCUGAUUUUUAUGUUCUUAUAUCAUGUAUUUUAUAAUUAAAACAAAAUCUGGA